This is a messenger RNA of Giardia duodenalis, 2121 nucleotides long. RefSeq names its product Kinase, NEK. Bases 1 to 2121 code for a protein of 706 amino acids. Gene Ontology annotation, molecular function: ATP binding; protein kinase activity. NCBI's taxonomy places the organism in Eukaryota, Fornicata, Diplomonadida, Hexamitidae. The record is from RefSeq and is a predicted model, not a curated record. Gene Ontology annotation, biological process: protein phosphorylation. The transcript has a single exon.
AUGGCAAAUCAGAUUCUGGCCGGUGUCCUUCAAUUAGAGCAGGUCCUGGCCACCGGAGAACACAGUGUCAUAUAUCAGUGCGCUGACUUACGGACUGGGAGUACAUACGCAUGUAAGAAGAUCUGUUAUUCACGAUUUGAUCAGCUUAAAGAAGACGCUCUUAACCACGAACUUGCUGUCGUGCAUAGAGCUAAUCAUGGAAAUGUGGUUGCAUACUUAGAUGUUAUACAUGAUAAACCAUGCCAAACAUAUUACAUUAUUAUGCCUUUUUACAGAUUUUACGAUCUAGGAACGCAAAUUUGUAAGAAAAUUGAAGAGGGCGGUCGUUUUGAAGAGGCAUGCGUUUGGCUAAUAUUAGUGCAGUGUCUUCUUGCUCUAGACUACCUUGACACGGAGCUCUCUGACGUCGACGCAGAUGCACGUCCCACAAAUAAGCUUGUCUUCGGAAACAUUCGGCCCACCAGUAUCUAUGUUGAUUUGCAAGGGAAUACGUACAUAAAUACAUUUAGAUUGUCAAAGUAUCCUUCGCUUUUGAAUGGCACUGCAGCUCCCAAGUUAGCACCAUACUGGGCUCCAGAGCAGCUCAUGAACUAUUCACAUAGUAGUAAGAUAGAGAUUUGGUCGCUAGGUUGCAUAGUUUACGAAAUGUGUCUCUUGCACAGUUUGUUCAGAGGCACAUGCGAAGACGUAUUAGAGCAAAUACAGAAGCUAAGGCGACCUGUCAAGCUGCCUAAUUACUCAGCACAGUUGGAGGAGGUAGUUAACAGCCUUCUAGAGCCGUCUCCAGACAAACGUCUCUCUGCAGCAGAGCUCCUCAAGCAUCCGACAAUCUUGGAGUACAAGCGCUUUUAUGAUGAGCAGAUAGUUUCUAGGAAGCUUGCCUUAGGGCACCAGCUUCCACGGAUGGGUCUUUGCAAAAUCUGCGGCGGGAAUGGAUUAGAUUGUUGCGAAAUAGUUCGACUUGCAGUUGCCAACAGCAAAAGGCUAUCUUAUAUAGAUGAGCAUGGGAAUCUUGUUUACGUAGAUACUCUUGCAGAGCAAAAGGCAGGGAUCGCCCGUGUAGCCAAUCAGCGAACUAUGGACCGCAUUUAUUCUGUGAUUAAUCCAGAUUCUCGGAAGGCAAAUUACUUCAAUAUUCAGCCAGUGACGAAGGAUAUGAUUCGAGCUAAGCAACAAGCCAGCUAUGCAUGGAAAUCUGCACAAGAUGAAGGUAGAACUAAAGGUGAAAACGCCCACUCUAUUGUAAUGAAUUCAAUAAAAGAUGGAUACAAGUACAACGAGCAGCGCAACUAUUUCCCCAAAGAAAGAUAUCGAGACCCAAACACAUAUCCGCUUACUAAUCUAGUUCCAGUAACGCUGAUCCAAUCUGCAGAGCAUAAGCAAGGAACGAGAUUGCAGUUAGCUUCUAGACAACGGAACGAGCUGGAUCAAUGGAGCUAUGAGGGACUAGACACAAUAAACUUCAAGACGCAAUACUCAGAGCAGCCGUCAUGGGCAUACUCCGGCAACACAGAUAUGAAGGAUGUACCCAGUAUCGUCUCUAAUGCAGAGGAGCGAGCAGUUAGGCAAGAUAAUAAUGAUGCACCUUCUUAUAAAGUAGGGCAUAGUAGCGGCUUUUCCAGCACUAUCGGCAAUUCGUCUUUUAUCGACGAGCUUCUCUUCCAGGUAAGGUCCGUAUCUCCACCUAAGCCGGUCUGUAAGGACUUCGUUCCGCUAGUGUAUGCGAAUUCUUCGACGCCUCCUCCCAGCUAUCAGUCGAUGAACAGUGUCCCAGUAACAAAGGUAACUACAGAGUACGAGCUCUUCCAACCGUCUAUUCAUACACUACUAAAUCCGUCAGUGAACCAUGCCAGUCCAGCAGACACAUCGGUACAGAGCGUAGCGCCUGUGAACAUUUCGGGGCCCAGCGCCCACAGAGAUGGGCCACAAGCGUUGCAGGCAUCAGGACUAGAGCCUAAGUCGUCUCUACUCGUGUCCAGCGCUGUACCAUCUAAGGCAUCCACAAUCUACAAGAAGGAACCGCUCUCCACUUCAGUCACUUCAGUAUACAAAGACUCUGCGCUCUAUGUCUCAUCUGUUAACCCAGCUAGCGAGUAUAUGCCAGAACAAAAGCAAAAGUAG